Mizuhopecten yessoensis (Yesso scallop) is the source of this 2490-nucleotide messenger RNA. RefSeq names its product actin-related protein 6-like. The record is from RefSeq and is a predicted model, not a curated record. The transcript is spliced from 12 exons. NCBI's taxonomy places the organism in Eukaryota, Metazoa, Mollusca, Bivalvia, Pectinida, Pectinidae. Gene Ontology annotation, cellular component: Swr1 complex. Gene Ontology annotation, molecular function: nucleosome binding. The coding region runs from base 13 to 1206 and encodes 397 amino acids.
UGUGUUUAAAAGAUGGCGGUCAUAGUGCUCGACAACGGAGGCGGCUUUGCUAAAGUUGGAUAUUCUACGGACAAAGAACCAAGAAUUUUGCCAAAUUGUGUGACAAAGGCUAAGAAUGUACGAACAAGGAUUUUCAUUGGGGACCAGAUAGACGACUGUAAAGAUCUGUCUGGACUGUACUACCUUUUGGCCUUCCAGAAGGGCUAUCUUGUUAACUGGGAUAUUGAGAGACAAGUCUGGGACUACAUGUUUGGUAAAGAUUUUCUCAAGGCUGACUUCAAUGAGACCAGUAUUGUAGUCACAGAUCCUUACUUUAACUUUGCAUCCAUCCAAGAGGCUAUGAAUGAGAUUUUGUAUGAGGAAUACCAGUUUAAAUCAGUUCUACGUUGUAACCCAUCAUACUUGAGUCAGUAUAAGUACCGGAAGGAAUGUCCAGACAAACAGCUUUGUACCAUGGUGGUGGACACUGGCUAUUCCUUCACUCAUCUUGUACCCUACUUCAAAGGCAAGAAGAUAGAAAACUCAGUCAAAAGGAUAAACAUUGGUGGGAAAAUUCUAACAAAUCACUUGAAAGAAAUCAUUUCAUACAGACAACUGAUGGUGAUGGAUGAAACUUAUGUUAUCAACCAGCUGAAAGAGGAUGUGUGUUACGUCUCGCAACAGUUUACCAAGGACAUGGAGAUAGCCAGAAUGAAAGGUCCAAACAACACGAUAGUGAGGGACUAUGUACUACCAGACUAUACCCACAUAAAGAGGGGCCAUGUAAGACCUCAGGGUGAGACUACAGGCAAGGCUAAAGAUGGCGAACAGAUAAUUCGUAUGGGUAACGAGAGGUUUGCUGUACCGGAGCUGCUGUUCCAUCCCACAGACGUGGGUAUACAGGAGAUGGGCAUCGCCGAGGGACUUAUCCACACAAUCAGCUCCAUGCCAGAAGAUAUCCAGCCCCACAUGUACAACAAUAUCGUGCUAACAGGAGGAAACUGUCUCCUCCCAGGAUUCCAUCAACGUCUGGUGACAGAUGCAAGGAGUAUGGCUCCAGAUGAAUAUGACCUGUCUAUAACCAAUCCAUCAAUCAAUCCUGCCACAUAUGCCUGGUCGGGCGGUGCAAUGCUGGCUCAGGACCCAAACUUCAGUAAAAUUUGUGUUACACGCGAGGACUAUGAGGAAAAUGGACACGGUAUAUGUCAGGAAAAAUUUGAUGUGUGACAAAUAAUGAAGAGACAGCCGUCCGGAUAAAUUUGAGGAAGAAGCAAGCAGGAAAAGACGAACAAUAGACUGUUGACUGUCGUGAAUCACUUCAGUAUCAGAUUUUGUUUCAGUGUCUAAUCUUACUGAUUAUUUUAAACAGCAACAAUAUCCUCCCAUCAGGAAAACCAAUUCGACAAAAACAUUACCAUCUUCAAAAGUCAGUUUUGAAAUUCUGCAGCGAGUGAUUUUCGAGGCUACAUUUUUACACAAACACAAUACCGGUACCUUUGUCCAUUCACACUGGGAGAAGCAAAUCACCACCUACAUCAUGUGUUCAAAAGAUGUAAAAAUCACAUAUUGUUUAUUGCUUUAAAACAUGAAGCAAAAGUGCAGAUGAUCACUUCAUGUUAAGCAGUUGUGAGCUUAUUUUCUGUGAGAAUGUAUACACGCCAUUGUUUAAAUAUCUCAGUGAUAUGUACAUUGUGUAUGUACAGGUCAUAUAUAUUUGUUCUAGAAUAUUGAUUCUCAGGAUCAAUAUGAAAUUUUUCAUGAUUUGAAAGACAAUGUUUUAACUUGCUCACCAGACGUGUUCAUGGCAUUUUGAUGUAUUAUAUUGUAUUGUAAGUCAGCUCUCAUUAAUAUCAUAAGGUAUAUCUCAUUUACCUCUGGGGGUACACAGUUCAACCAGCAAGGAGAUAUCCUAAACUGAGUCAAACGUAUGUGAGAUUGAGGCACUGAAUGUUUGUAAGGAAUGGGUAUAUCUAUUGUAGUCACAAAGACAUUUACCAUGAUGUUUCAACCUCCUAAACUGUCUUGUAUCAUACUGUUGUCAUAAUAUUGAACAGUGGAUACCAGCUGGUUUAUUAAUACAUACAUUACUUAUAUAAGGAUCCAGUGUUUAAAACUCUGUCCAAUUUAGAUUUUUGUCUAAAUCGGCCAAAUAAUUUGGUUUGACAAUGACAGUGUAUAACAAGUAGACACUCUACAAUCUGGUACUCUCGCCAGUCAUCCAAAUACCUGGUCCCAGGGAUGUCUGGUUUAGAUAGAAUACAAAUAAGUAUUCUAUUCUAUUGAAAUAAACAUGGAAGACUUAGGUCAGAUUUGUUUGUGAUUGGAAAGUUUUGUCCAGACACAAUUAUUAAGGAACAUUGUACCUGUACAAAUGACAUGACUUGAUAUUGAUAAGUGUGAGAUCAUUAUAUCCAUCCUCAUUCCCAAACACAUUUUUAGUUUUUCUGGUGAUUUUUUGUGUUUGUUUUUACAAAUGUAGAUUUCGUUUCAGGAAUGAGACAUUCAGUGAAA